Thrips palmi is the source of this 1785-nucleotide messenger RNA. RefSeq names its product alpha-tocopherol transfer protein-like. Gene Ontology annotation, molecular function: phosphatidylinositol bisphosphate binding. Gene Ontology annotation, cellular component: membrane. The record is from RefSeq and is a predicted model, not a curated record. The coding region runs from base 197 to 1150 and encodes 317 amino acids. The transcript has 9 exons. Lineage: Eukaryota; Metazoa; Arthropoda; Insecta; Thysanoptera; Thripidae.
ACGGCAGACAUCGCCUUGGCCGCCACGACGCACACUGUCGAGGGGGAGCGCUCCGCACCGCUCCGCACCACGGCGUCGACCUGCUUCGCCUGCAUCGCCUGCACGCGCCGUCCUCGUCCUCCACGCGUCGGUUUGAUUAGGGCGGAGCUUUGUGUCGCGGUGGACGUGCGUGGACGAGGUGGACGAGCGGCGCGGCAUGGCGCCCAAGGCGGGGACCUCGUGGACGUGGCCCGACGUGCUGGACGGCCUCAAGACUGCGGAGAGUCUGUUCCUGCAGAUGGGCGAGUUCGUCCUGCGCUUCGAGAGCGAGGAGUUCGGCGACGAGUACGAGGAGCGCGCGCGGCUGGAGCUGCGAGAGACGCCCGAGCAGAAGAAGGAGGCCGUCGCCAAGCUGCGGGAGCUGCUCAAAGCCGACCCCGAGCUGGACGUACCCUACGAGGAGGAGAACUUCCUGCUCACCUUCCUGAGGCCCACCCACUUCUACCCGGAGAGCGCUUACACGCGGAUGCAGAACUUCUUCCGCUUCAAGGUGAAGUACCCCAAGUACUGCUCGGGCCUGAUCCCGAGUCGCGAGCGGAACGUGUUCGAGCAGGGCAUCCUGACGGUGUUCCCGACCAGGGACCACCUGGGCCGCAGGGUGCUGCUCAUCGAGGCCGGAAAGAAGUGGAAGCCCAAGCAGUGCACGCUGGAUGAGAUCUUCAAGGGCGUGAUGGUGGUGCUCGAGGCGGCCAUCUCGGAGCCGCGGACGCAGGUCUCCGGCGUGCAGGUCAUCCUGGACAUGGACGGCCUCUCCCUGUCGCACGUGUGGCAGUUCACGCCCGGCUUCGCCAAGGCCGUGGUCGACUGGGUCCAGGAUUGCAUCCCCGUCCGGUUGAAGGGGGUACACAUUGUAAACCAACCCUACGUGUUUAACAUGGUGUUCGCCAUUUUCAAGCCUCUGCUUAAUGCUAAACUGCGGAAUAGGAUCCACUUCCAUGGCACUGACAGACAGUCUCUGCUAAACCAUGUAGAUGCAAAAUGCUUGACCACAGCUUACGGUGGUGGAGUUGCCAUUCCGGACUUCCCAGGGGGAAAACUCUGUGACCUCCUGUCCAACUACGACUCCCAUUACGAACUGCGUGCUCAAAACGGUUACACUACAAAAAAGUAGACGAGUCUGUUCAAAUGGUGUGGAUAUGUUACGAGAGCUCAACCAUAACUGGUAAAAUCCCAUUCCCUGUAAGAUAUUCUGGCAUCAAAGGCUACUAGAAACACCGAUCAUGCUCUCUAAAUGAUUUGUACAGGUUGGUUUAGUAGGCUUCAGGCACAAUGUGCCAAAUGUUUUGAAUUUGGUUCAAUCCAUGUAUUUGUAGAAUAUAUUUUAAUUAUAAAAUCAUUAUAAUUUAAUAUUGAGUGUACUCGAUGAUUUGUUUUAUAUUAUUCUGUUGGGACAUGUGUCAAGUCCAACAAGAUUUUAAAUAUGUGGCUGUGAUUGAGAACAAAUAAGUGUGGACUAGGGGAGGUAGCCUCACUGCAAGUGCUUGAUUUUGCUUGAUCAUUCAGCAAGAUGGGGAAAGUAUUUAGAGUUUCAAAGUAUGUAAACUUUUCUCUGCAGUUUUGAUUAAUGUAAUGCACUUGCUAUCAGUGGUUAUAUUAUUUUUAUAAGAAUUUAUUUUUGUUUAUGUCUACAAUCUCUUUUGUGCUUCCUUAUUCUCCUAAAUCGGAAGAGACUUCAUGUGUACCAUGAAAGCAAAAGCAACACUGUAUUUUACAAGAAUAAAUUUUAUCUGUAUCUGAUGACUUUUA